This is a messenger RNA of Mauremys mutica (yellowpond turtle), 3189 nucleotides long. RefSeq names its product butyrophilin subfamily 2 member A1-like. The record is from RefSeq and is a predicted model, not a curated record. Bases 153 to 1307 code for a protein of 384 amino acids. NCBI's taxonomy places the organism in Eukaryota, Metazoa, Chordata, Testudines, Geoemydidae. The transcript has 13 exons. Gene Ontology annotation, molecular function: protein binding.
UGGCUUCACUGACAGCAAUUACUCAGUCCCAGGGUUCAAAGGUAGCAGGCAGCCAUAACCAGCGCCACCAGGUACUCAGACUUACUGGACCCAAAUCUCCAGCUCCUGGAGUCCUGUGAUUAUGUGAGGAUCUCAGCUUUCCUAAAACAACAAUGGGUUUCUCAGUUCCCUGGACAGCAGCCAUUCAGAUGCUGGUGCUAGCGCUGGCCCUCCAUUUCACUGCAGGUAACAGCCGUGAACCAUUGAUUGUCCUGAACAACUAUGAGGACAAUGGGAUCAAAGUCACCUGUUUUUCUGAGGGGAGGUUUUCUGAUGUGCAAGUGUUGUGGACAGACAGUAAAGGACACAAUCUUACUGGAAGUCCCAUCACCCCAACCUCCAACACAGAUGAGACUAGUGCCAAAAGUUCGAUCCUUCUGAAAUCAGGAUCUGACAAUGCCAUCUCCUGCAACAUAAUCGAUAACGUGCUAAAGACCUCAACCGAAUCUACAGUGGUAAUUGCAGAUGUUUUCUUCCCUGCCACCUCCCCAUGGAUGACUGCCUUCAUUGUGAUAUUGCUGAUUAGCAUAGCCCUGGUUAGCGCUGCGAUUUAUAAGCUGAAAAAAAACAAUGAAACAACUGCUCAGGCUGUAAGUGACAAGAAAGCCAUUGAAGAUGAAACAAGGCUUCUCAAAAAUGAACUGGAGACAGAGCACCAAAAGUCUCAACAAGCAAUUCAGGAAAUACAGGAGAAAUUUGAAAAAGCCAUGGCUGAGCUGGACUUCAGGAGGGCUCGUAGCAAUGCAGUUAACAUCACUCUGGAUUCUGACUGUAAACAUCCCAAACUCUCACUCAAGGAUAAAAAUAGGGUUGUUUCCACAGCAGAGAAAGCCGGCAGGGAUUUGAUAGUGGUGGCAAAUGAAGGAUUUUCAGAGAAGAAACAAUACUGGGAGGUGGAGGUGGGGAACAAGGCAGAGUGGGAGCUAGGGGUGUUGACUCAGAAUGAAAGGAAGAAACUGAAAAAUGAGAAGAUGGAGAAACCUCUUGAGAAGGAAUACUGGAGUUUGUGGCUGUCUGAGGGUCAAUAUCAUUGUAGUUGGAAAAGUGACACAAUCACCUCUGAGGAUAAAAAAUGCCCAGUGGUUGGCAUUUUUCUCGACUGGGAAGAGGGAAUGAUCUCAUUCUACAAUGUAGAGCUAAUGUGCCCCGUUGUGUCCAUCACUCAAGAGUUUCAAGGAAAUCUGUAUCCAUUCUUCAAUCCUGGCAGUGAUAAGCAAUACCUAGGAAUACGCCCUGUCAGUGUUCCCAGCCCCUUAACUUCUCUCUGAAAUCAAACAUUGGCUCUAAUAGUUAUGGGAAUUUUAAAUUCACUCCAUCUGAGGAGAGAGGAGAGAAGGAGAGCCAGGAAACUUGAACCACUAUAGAAGAAAGGGAAGGGUUUAAUUAGUUAAUAUAGAAUCUGAAAGAAAGAGAGAGAGAGAAAGGGGGAAUGGUACAAUUCUGAUAUUUUUGAAGAUGGCCCAAAGGCUGAAACAGAUACUCCUUAGCCCUUGACCCAGGCAAAUUGCCAGUGACAUGACCUGAGUAAAAACUAUGACUGGUUCUAAUGGACCAAUAAUUUUUCAGUAAAUAUUGACUUGAAUAAAAAAAUGAAUAAAGGAGGGCUGUGCUUUUGUCCAUUUUGUGUUCUCUUUCAUCUAGUGAACUAGUUUACUAAUUUACUACCAGCAAUGUUAGUGGAAAUGAUAAAGUGUAAGCAAAGAUGAUAGAAUAUUGGUGGAAAGCAAAUUUUGAAUGAGUAAAUACAAAUAUUCACACCAGAAACCUGAUGCCAAACGAUAUGAUCAUCUAGGACACAAUGCAGCAAAGGCCAUCCCUCUUCAGCAAAAUGUAAGACUAUACUUAAGUUCCUUAGGCUUUAGUGAACCCUAGUGCUUUGCAGAAAUAGGGAUGGUUUGCUGAACCCGGGACCCAAUCAAGACAGAAUUCUUAUCCGUGUAAACAGUUCUAACCAGGGCAGCUCAAAUAUCAAAUGUCAGUUACUCACAUUGAAUAGCUCACAGCCAAGAAUUGUUUUGUUGCAAUUAUUUGGAAAAUAACUCUGAAUCGUGAAUAUGUUUGUGAAAAGUGAGAAAUGCUCUCAGAUAAUUCACCAAUAGAAAAAGAUACGAAUAUUUUACUUUCUGUGCAUAAUUUGCUCAGCACUACUACAGACAUUCAAAACUAAGCAUUGCCUUCACAGCGGUGGUUCUACCCCUGCCACGGUUCUGGCCCUUUUCAACCCAGUGGGCUAGUCAUUCAAAGAGGCUGCACCCCAUGUAGGAGUGUAGUUUGGAGUGCUAGACCCCUGAGCACCAGGGAGUCCUAGGAGGCAAUCUGCUCUCUUCAGCAGAAAAUGACUGUGAAGAUGAAAAAAAACUAUAUAAUUUCUGGUAAUUGUUUUAGCAGAAAACAUUAGAUUUUUUGACCAAAAUAUCAAAAUUCUGAAAAACGAAUGUUUCAGCCAAAAGCUGCUGACAGAUGAGUAUUUUUGGCCACAAACUGGGAAAUCUUUGGGUUUCGAUGAUUGGUCAGCCCUUCUCCCAGCAUUCCCUCUGGAAUUUUCUAGCCCUGCAUUUCCCUAUACAUGUGUGCAUUGCACAAUCAAGACUUGGUGGGAAAGAAGAGACCCUAACCUCCCUUCCUUGCUUAGCGGCAAAAUAGAGCUCAGCAUCUAGACCUGUAUUUGCAUUUGGGGAGGAAUGCAUUAGACGGGUUUCCAAAGGUACUUAAGGAAUUUAGGCACCCAAAACACAUUGAAUUGGGUGCCAAAUUUCCAUAGGAUCCCCAUCAAAUUCCCAGCUUUCAUGACUGCUCUUUCCUCUCUGUGCCUUAAAAUAAAGAUUUCCAUCUGAUACCAAUCCUUUCUCACCAAAGUGUGUUAAAAGAAAAUACUAGAAAGAACCAAAUUUAACUAUAGCUGAAACAGUUUAGUCCAUUUAAUUGGCGUGAUUUUAAACAAGGUUGUUUGCUGUAUUAGAAGCUCUACCAGGGAGCCUGUGCAUCCUGGAAGGGUUACAUAGGGAUAAAUUCUGCUUAAUAGAGACACAACUACCAAAAAUUCUGCUGAAGAGGAUGCAUUCACCCACUGCUGAGAAAAGAUUAGUUACGUUACAUGUUGUGAAAUUUGACAUUUUUUCUCUUGAAGAAGCAAACUGAUAAAAUAAAAUU